Messenger RNA from Morus notabilis, 2346 nucleotides. RefSeq lists its product as uncharacterized. Lineage: Eukaryota; Viridiplantae; Streptophyta; Magnoliopsida; Rosales; Moraceae. The record is from RefSeq and is a predicted model, not a curated record. Bases 207 to 1838 code for a protein of 543 amino acids. The transcript is spliced from 7 exons.
CAAUUUGAAAUUGUAACAACCCUGAAAGUUCAGUGGAAAUUCGUAAUAAUCCCAAAUAAUUACUGGAAUGGAUUUAUUUGUUUAAGAUAAAUUAGAUAAUAAUUGAACCAAACGCAACGCCGAAGCCGGCAACUUCCAUUUCGUCCGUGGUCUCCUCCACUCUUCUUUGCGAACUCAACAAUUGGUGUGGAGUCUUGGCAAAGUUAAUGGAGGAUAAAAAUCUCAUGAACAAGAAGAACAAUAAUAAGAAGAAGACGAAGAAGAAGAAGAAGCUGAAGCUGAAGAAGAAAAGCGAGAAGAUUUCGGAUUGUGGGUUCAUUUUCAUGUGUAAUGGAAGAACCAAACCCGAAUGCUACAGGUUCCGUGUAUUUGGCUUACCUAGGGCAAAAUUAGAUGUUGUUAAGGAAAUUAAACCCGGUGCCAAACUGUUUUUGUUUGACUUUGAUUUGAAGCUUCUUUAUGGUGUCUACAAGGCCACUUCUGUUGGAACCUUGGACUUGGAACCUGCUGCUUUUAAUGGCAGAUUUCCUGCACAGGUAAGAUUUAAGAUCUACAAAGAAUGUUUACCUCUUCCGGAGAGUGCGUUUAAAGUUGCAAUUAGAGACAACUACCAGGGUUCCAAGUUUAGGCAAGAGCUUAGUGGCACGCAGGUGAAAGGCCUGAUUUCAUUGUUCCGCCCGCUCACUUCGACAGCACCUACUGCUGAUAGGCUGCAUUACUCAACUGUUGCAAUACCCCGGUCUUUCCCGUCUCCGGUUAUGGAAAAAGGGUUCCAGCAACCGUCAAGACUACACCAUACUCCUGCAUUCCAACUCCCUGAUACUCGAUCAAAACAGAUAGUUGCACCUGCCCUGUACAAUCUAUAUGGACCAGUGGCAAGCAUUCAACCUCAAAUAGGGCAUCAAAAUGUUGUUCAGCAGACUUCUCUUCCACAUAAUGCUGAUUCAUCAACAAGCAUUCAUCCUACAAUAGAGCAUCAGAAUUUUGUUCAGCAGAUGGGUUUUUCUCAUAAUUUCGUUCAGCACAAUCAAUAUGAACCAACGGCUGUGAUUCAACCUCCAAUGGAGCAUAGGAAUGUUGUUCGGCGUGAUGAAUAUGGACCAAUGGCAAGCAUUCAACCGCAAAUAGAGCAAAGGCAUGCUGUUCAGCAGGCUUUUCUUCCACAUAAUGCUGAUUCAUCGACCAGCAUUCAUCCUACGAUAGAGCAUCAGAAUUUGGUGCGGCAGACUACUUUUUCUCAUAAUUUUGUUCAGCACCCAUAUGGACCAAUGGCUACAAUUCAACCUCCAAGGGAGCAUCAGAAUGUUGUUCAGCAUGAUCAAUAUGGACCAGUAGCAAGCGUUCAUCCUCCGACAGAGCAGAGGCAUGUUGUUCAGCAGGCCGUUCUUCCUCAUAACAUUGAUUCACAUUAUGUAGCAGAUACACAUAACCCGUACUUGUAUGGAAAUCCUUCCCCGUCUUUGCAAGAUCCAUAUGAAAGGUAUAGGUUUGAACGUGAGAUGGUUACAAGGGAUGCCAUUGUUCAAAAUGCAAGUCAAUAUGCAGUUCCUUCUGCUGAUUAUGUGCCCGAGAAUAAUGCGCAAUAUUUUCCAGCUACAGCCUCACAUGUUACUUUAUCAUCACAAGCGUUGCCACCAUCCCAUGUGCCUCCUCUCCCUACCAAUCACCAAGGGGAGCUUCCGGUGCCUCACGAACCUUAUUACCCCGUACCAAUGCACGUAAAUCUGAGCCAGGCAUAUGGCAAUCCUCUUCAAAGGUCACUGCCUGGAAGUUCUGAGUCAAAUGUGCCAAUCAGUUCUCAUUGUUCUUUCUCUGGAGCUGCUCCAACUGACCACUGAAAAGAAAGUCAGAAUAUCUAACUGAGUUGUGGUCUUGUUGUAUAGGAUUCAAUAGUCUCGACGUUGCUUACGAAAACCAACGUGUUAAAAGAGGAAAGAGAAGGGGCGAGGAAUGCUGGUAGAGCCAGAGAGAAGAUACAGCAUUGUAUUGUUUUUCAUAGAAUGGUAGUAGACAAGCAGCAACAAGUCUUUCGGUGUUUAGAUUGCAUUUAAAGACUCUACAUUACAAUGCCUUUGGAUUUUGGAUCCUUAACUCCUCUAUCAUCACUCUUCACCCGCACUUAGCUUAGCUUCAGCAGCAUGCAUGUAAAGGUGUUUUUUGUUUUUUGUUUUUCCCUUUGCAGUUUAGUCUUUGAAUCUACAAAAUAGUAGCAAUUAUGUCUCCAACAGUUAAUGGAGUUAACUUUUGAACGGCUAUAGUUUUUUAAUACUUGUAUCCUUGAUAUUGUCUCGUAGUUUUACAGUUUCAUCCUUGAAAAUAAAAAAAAGCGAUAUACGUUUUGACAAA